This is a messenger RNA of Penicillium angulare, 705 nucleotides long. RefSeq names its product mitochondrial 37S ribosomal protein uS11m. Gene Ontology annotation, cellular component: mitochondrial small ribosomal subunit; ribosome. The transcript has a single exon. Bases 1 to 705 code for a protein of 234 amino acids. The record is from RefSeq and is a predicted model, not a curated record. Lineage: Eukaryota; Fungi; Ascomycota; Eurotiomycetes; Eurotiales; Aspergillaceae. Gene Ontology annotation, molecular function: mRNA 5'-UTR binding; structural constituent of ribosome; small ribosomal subunit rRNA binding. Gene Ontology annotation, biological process: translation; ribosomal small subunit assembly; maturation of SSU-rRNA from tricistronic rRNA transcript (SSU-rRNA, 5.8S rRNA, LSU-rRNA).
AUGAAUUCUUUUUCCAUGAACACACUCGCGAAAUCAUUGCCAUCAGUAUGUCGGCAACCCAAAGCCCAGAGAAUUGACAUGGCGACUAUUCGACCUUUCUCUUCCACCUUGAAUGCUCCUGCUGUUGCGAGGGAUCGUAGCAGGUCGAUCGAAAAUCAAAUCUUGAAUCGCGGCCAGGAGAAACCCAACGACUCUUCACCACUAUCCGCCAUUACGAAAAUGCUUCAAGGGAAAGGCUCUUCUAGCUCUCCAUCUCGAGUUAGUUCCGACUAUGCCAGGCUCGCCGAGAGCCUUGAGGCCGAUAUGAUGAAAAACCCCUACGCCGAUCGUGCCCCUCCUCACCACCUCCACGUCUUCUGCCACAAACACAACACCAUUAUCACACUGACACGGCCAAAUGGAAGCCCGAUUAUGUCCAUUGGUUGCGGUCAACUCGGUUUCCGAAAGGCUGGCCGUGGUGGUUUCGACCCAGCAUACCAAUUGUCCGCUCAUGUCAUGGGUCAGAUCCAGGAACGCGGAUUGCUGAUGGAGCUUAAAAGACUUGAAGUUGUUUACCGGGGGUUCGGGAAGGGUCGUGAGGCAUUUACCAAGGUACUUCUUGGAAAUGAAGGGCGUCACAUCCGAGGGAUUGUCAGUCGAGUGACCGAUUCAACCCGUGUCAAAUUCGGUGGUACUCGUAGCCCGAAGGUUCGCAGACUGGGUUAA